AUGCCCCGAAUUUCGCAAGCGAUGUUCUUCGAGUACAACACCAAGGUCACAGUCAUCACGGCCAUGAGUUGUGCGCUCCUGUCCCUUGUCGGUAUGGUGCUUGUCCUGCUUGUCACCAUGCCCAGCAGAGAAGGCUUGCCAAGCUUGAUUUUGACAUCGAUGAUUUCCUCUGCUCUCCUCCUCGGCAUGAUUGCGACUGCAUGCAGACACCGGUCAUGGAGCGUUAACUCACAGAUGCCAGCAGCGUGCAGCUGCAUUUGGGCCGCUUGUGAGUUCAGCACGCUGGCAACAAGGCCACUGGAGUAUCGUCACGUCCACAUCACAAACCAAGAAGGGACGGUCGAAUGGGUAGCGACAUCAGAGGUGUCCGACAUGCCUGGCCUUGUGGAGACAGAGAGUGUGAAGACUUGUCCAUGUUGCCUAGAUGACUUUCUGCCAGACAGCCAAGUGGCAGUCCUUCCAUGUCGACAUGUUUUUCAUCAGAGGUGCAUCGCUCGUUGGUCGAUGGCCUCUGCCAAGAAGGGCGCAUUGUGCCCAACAUGCCGAACUGAAUUCAGCAGUUCUAGCGAGUUAGUUGUACCAGCCGAACGGCUCGGAGUUGCCACCGUCUAG
Molecule: messenger RNA, 612 nt
Organism: Symbiodinium natans
Lineage: Eukaryota; Dinophyceae; Suessiales; Symbiodiniaceae
Source: the annotation of a GenBank genome assembly